Messenger RNA from Morone saxatilis (striped sea-bass), 2841 nucleotides. RefSeq names its product cyclase associated actin cytoskeleton regulatory protein 2 (gene cap2). The coding region runs from base 295 to 1767 and encodes 490 amino acids. Gene Ontology annotation, molecular function: actin binding; adenylate cyclase binding. Gene Ontology annotation, cellular component: cytoplasm. The transcript has 13 exons. Lineage: Eukaryota; Metazoa; Chordata; Actinopteri; Moronidae. The record is from RefSeq and is a predicted model, not a curated record. Gene Ontology annotation, biological process: cell morphogenesis; cytoskeleton organization; regulation of adenylate cyclase activity.
UUUGUGAGGCUGCCAUGUUGCCUGCGAGGUAACUGCCCGUCCGCCCCAGAGGAGAUACUGCGGCACUGAGUCACCGGUCCCGGUCUGUGCAGUGCUGUGUGGCUCUCAGGUUCACCGUGUUGCUUAAUUAGGACAUCCCGGAAGAGUGUCGGUCCUGCGCGCAGCUGAGUGACUGUGCAGGGAGGCAGGAGGAGACCGGAGCGCACAGCCACGAAUCGAAGAGGAUACUGACAAAUCCCAACAAAACAUCCCUGCAGAAAUACACCGCGGACCAGAGGGAGGAGGUUUGUCACCAUGGAAGGUUUAAUGGAGCGGCUGGAGCGAGCUGUGACUCGCCUGGAGAAGAUGUCCGUCACCAUGCAGGCACCCGGUGGCAUGGCCAACGGAGACUGUGUCAACGGCAUCGAUGGAGGUUUGUCUCCGUGUGUCGAAGCUUUUGACAUCGUACUGAAAGGUCCAGUGUCAGACUACCUGAACUACAGCCGGGCCAUAGGAAAUGAGGUUGAGAAACAUGCGGAUAUGGUGAACAAAGCCCUGCAGACUCAAAGAACUUUCCUCAAGAUGGCUGCCACACACCAGGAACCUGCACAGAUGGAGUUUAAUGACCUGCUCAAGCCAAUUUCGGAUCACAUCCAGGAGAUCCAGAGCUUCCGAGAACGAAACCGCGGCAGCAGCCUCUUCAACCACCUGUCGGCCGUCAGCGAGAGCAUCCCUGCUCUAGGCUGGGUAGCUGUGAGUCAGAAGCCGGGUCCAUAUGUGAAGGAGAUGAAUGAUGCUGCCACCUUUUACACCAACAGAGUGCUGAAGGAUUACAAGGAGACUGACAGACGUCAUGUAGACUGGGUGCGUUCCUACCUGUCAAUCUGGACCGAGGUGCAGUCCUUCAUCAAACAGCACCACACUACAGGACUGGUGUGGAGCAAGAGUGUGAGUACAACAUGCAUCUGUUCAUUUAUUAAACACUUUAUUAUUAUUACAUGUACACCAACCUGUAAGAAUGUAAAAUGCGCACUUUCAGCCAUCAUCCAGCCCCGCUUCUUAAAUCCCCCUCCUCCCCCCGGACCUCCUCCAGUCUUCACUGAUGAUGACUCCCAGCCUCAGGCAGGCGGUGCGUCGGCCCCGCACUCAGCGCUGUUUGCCCAGCUCAACCAGGGCAUGGACAUCACUAAAGGUCUGAAGCACGUCUCCGAAGACAAGAAGACCCAUAAGAACCCCAAUCUGCGUUCGCAAGGAACACCGACCAAAACAAAGUCCCCAGGUACCGCAAAGUCGCCCAAAGCAGCCGUCCAGAAAAGACCCCCUCUGCUGGAGCUGGAGGGGAAAAAAUGGAGGGUGGAGAACUUUGAGCAGAAACACGACCUGGUGAUCGAGGAGACGGAGCUGAAACAAGUGGCCUACGUCUUCAACUGCAACAACUCCACCUUGCAGAUUAAGGGCAAAAUUAACUCAAUCAUCAUAGACAACUGUAAGAAGCUGGGUUUGGUUUUUGAGAACGUCGUUGGGAUUGUGGAGAUCAUCAACUCAAAGGCAAUUCAAUUACAGGUGUUGGGAACAGUUCCCACCAUUUCCAUCAACAAGACCGAGGGCUGCCAGGUCUACCUGAGUAAGGACUCCCUAAACUGUGACAUCGUCAGUGCCAAGAGCUCUGAGAUGAACAUCAUGGUACCACAAGAUGACGACUAUAGGGAGUUUCCAGUACCGGAGCAGUUCAAGACAGUUUGGGACGGCUCCAAACUGGUGACAGAACCCACUGAGAUCGCAGGCUGAUUGAUGCUUCAUCGUCAUCACCACCAGAACACCAAUCAUCAUCACUGAUUUUAAAACAAGAUAAUCUUUCCGUCCCCUAAUUUUAUUGGGUUUAAGAGACAUAAAAGGGAUUUUAUACGCAGCCACUGCAACAGAUUAACUUUUGGUCCUCUCCUUGUUGCUGUAUUUGUGACUUUAUGAUGUCUCUCUAGCACUUUGAAACUGUUGAUUAUAAAUAACCAGAAGGUAGGUUGAUUGUUGCUCUCUAAAAGUAAAUUGAUAUCUCUGGUUUAAAUCCUACAAUCCCAAUAUAUUUACCCUUUCUUACAUUUCUGUGCCAUAAGCAACAAAGGCAUUAUGUAAGAAUAAGUAACUAUCUUCAAAAUCCCAUUAUCUUCUCAUCUAACUUUUUCUGGAUUACCAUUACUAAGACUGUACUUCAUCUACAUUCAUUUUUGUGUUUCAUUGUAUUAACGUUGAGGCACAAUUAGACCACCGCAGUCACACAUUAUUUUACAGAAAAAGCUAAAGAUUACACAACACACACAUACGACAUUCAGUGGCCAAGCAGACAGGGAUAACUUGGAGUUAGUGUAGGACUAUUUAGUAUAUUGUCUAUCUAAUUAAGUGUAUUUAGCUGCCUCUCUAACUGUGUAUAGUGCAUGGUAGUCAUGUAGUACAUAUUUCACUUAGUGAGUGAAGUUUAUGCAGCACGGUUCACUAUAUUUUGCAUUACCAGGUCACAGUCUUGCUAGUGCAUAGUACUGUAUGUGAAGCAUAAUCUAUCCGCAUAGAUGGAUGUAACAAUGUCAGGAGACGUUAAAUCAACUUGAUCGAAACAAUCAACUAAAUACAUGGCUACUAAUUUUUACUAAGUUACUGUACUGCAUUUAUACACCUUAAAAUACUAACUGUAGUACCCAUUACCUUUAGUCUCUAUAUUUGUACAUCACUCUGUUUUGUAAGAUGUAGCACUUGGCACCAGCAUAAGGGAGAAGAUACUGUACACCACUAAUACUUUUCCAAACUUUUAAUUUACAUGAAAACAAUUUGAUGUAAUUGUGUAUCAUUUUUCAAAUAAAAUCAAAACCCUCA